AUGCUGGACUUCUCCAAGGCUUGUGGCCACUACAUGGGAAAAACUGGCAGAGUUCUCUGUCUCUUUUCCUCCACACUCUGUCUUACCGGAGCCCUGAUUGUCUACUACGUUCUUCUGGUCAAUUUCGCCUAUAACACUGGCACCUUCAUACGCUGUGAGUGA
This is a messenger RNA of Dibothriocephalus latus, 162 nucleotides long. NCBI's taxonomy places the organism in Eukaryota, Metazoa, Platyhelminthes, Cestoda, Diphyllobothriidea, Diphyllobothriidae. The record is from the annotation of a GenBank genome assembly.